GAGGUCAGCAGGCGCUCGGGGACAGACAUGCUAUCUAUCGGAAGGUCACCAAACCGUCAUGGGAUACCAAGAUUUGCAAUUCUGUUUGCUGAGUAGCCCAUUAACGCGAACGUAGAUAACGCCGCAGCUGACACCGUUCGCCGUUGAGUCCACGCCAACGACAAUGGAGGCGACCGGCCACGUGACGCCGAUAACAGAGGUGGACGCUGCACCACGCGGCGACGAUCACAUUUCGCUCAAGAGACUCGGGAGACACUGUUGAUGUCUAGUGGAGAAGAUGUGGCUCUAGGUCCUCACUACCACACAGCUUGCUUGAUAGUUUUACAACUUGUUCACGAGGCUUGCACGGCGACGUCAGUCACGUGGGGUGGCAGGUAACGCGGCAGGUAACGCGGCAGGUAGGCGGAACCUGAACGGGACCAACAGGAACUUAAAGUGAUUGUAAUGAGAGGGUGGGGAAGCCGAGACAUCCACGUUUUGUGUGGGACAACUGGGUGAGCUACAGUCAGCAGGUCUCACCACCAUCGUCGUCUGGCUUCCUUCGUCGUCUCUUCGUGACUGGACAGAGCUCCGACAGGAUGUUGAAGUCAACACAGAGAAUGGUUCAUAUGGAUGAGGCACGUGGAGGACGAGGAGUGCAGGGCAAGCUGAUGGCCUUUGUGAGAGCCAGCAAACCCUUGCGCCUGCUGCUGCUGCUGCUGCUGUGUACUGCAGGGCUCGUGGUGUACGUCUGUCUGUACAGGUCGGCGGACAUGCGCGUGCAGCAUGCUGAAGAUGGAUCCGCGGAUAACAACAGGUGGACGUUCAUUGGCAGUUCUUUGUUUUACCCGCCUUCGACGACUCGGGAAGACUUGACUUUGGAUUUAAAAGAAAAGACGUUUCUCUGGAAACCACACAAAGUAAAAGAAGUAGACUGCGCCAAACUACUCACUGGAAAUGCAGAAGAAUUCACUCAUUCUGAAGGAACAUUACCUGCCCCUCCGACAGUAGAAGACAUCGGCAAGCUUGCUAAGAAUUGCAGCACCUUUCAGCAGGAGUACGGGUUCAUCAUGAGCUCUCUAACGGAGGAGGAGGAAAACUUCCCCCUUGCCUACAGCAUCCUUGUCUUUAAGGAUGCCUACCAGGUGGUGACACUCUUACAAGCCAUAUAUCGGCCUCAGAACGUCUACUGUAUCCAUGUCGACCAAAAGGCGGAUCCGUCCUACCGUGACACAAUGGCAGCCAUAGCUGACUGCUUCGAUAAUGUCUUUCUCACCUCACGAAGUGUUGAUGUUCGGUGGGGGAGGUUCACUGUGCUGGAACCAGAACUGAUCUGCAUGAAAGACCUGUGGCCCUUCAAGAAAUGGAAAUAUUUCAUCAACCUGACGGGGCAGGAGUUUCCACUGAGAACCAACUUUGAGCUUGUUCGUAUUUUAACGGCAUACAACGGGGCCAACGAUUUGGAAGGAACUGUGAAAAGGGCUAACAAAGGACGCUGGGCAUCAGCAGGCUCUCCUCCUCACGGCAUCGCCCCAGUGAAGGGGUCAGUGCACAUCGUUGUCAACAGGGACUUCGUGGACUACGUUCUCCACAGUCCAGUCGCUCAAGACUUUCUCAACUGGACUCGACGUGUAGAUGUACCCGAUGAAACGUUCUUUUCCUCUCUCAACCACAACCCUCAUCUUGGCAUCAGAGGUUCUUAUAAAGGCCCACCUGAAACGGAUCCCAAAGUCAAACCAUUUCUAACUCGCUUCAAAAACUGGGGAGGUUAUCCGUUUGAUUAUCCUUGCAAGGGAGGCAAGCGAGUGCGCUUGGUGUGCAUCUUAUCAACAGGUGAUCUCCCUUUACUAGACAAGCGCCCAGAGAUGUUUGCCAACAAGUUCUACCAGGACUACAGUCGCGUGGCACUGGAGUGUUUACACGAACGACUGUACAACCACACGAGGGACGAGUUCUUAGGGAUGAUGGAGUUUAAUACAAGUUAUUAUGAAAAUCUGUCUUACGUGAAAAAUACGGUGACUGCGGAGGAGGCUAAUGAGAAAAUGAAUCUGACAAGAAAUUUGACUGAAAUUAGUUCUUAAGUUUAGAGAUAACACCUUUUCUCUAUUUCUAGGGAAAAUAUCGCAAUGUAGUAUGGAGAAACUGCGAUGUAAAUAACUAAUAAAAUUUAUGUGUAUUAUUUCUUUUAUUCCAAGAGCGCCCGUUUACAUUCCGUAGCUCUAUACACUACAAAAGAGUUAUACACCGUCCAAAAUUGAAAAGAAACACUAGCCUUGAGUUGUGAAACUUUAAUCAUAAGUUUUUGGCCACAGUGCCCUUUCAGGAAGAGGUGAAUCUGAGAGUUGCAGAGCGAUGGGUGCCAACUUGUUUGACCUCCAUUGCAUGACUAUUUGAUUAUCACCAUUCGGUCAUUGACAGAAAUAAGCAACGGUGAUACAGGAGAAACGACUGAAUAAUUAAUUAAUAUUUGGAGAUAUCCAAUACACUUUCAUUACUUUGAGAAAUGAUAUAUCAGCAACAUUGAAGGUGGCCUUAUAUGUCUACGUUUCUUUACGCACACGUGUGUACGUGUGCAUGUAUGUGCGAGGUCAUAUAUCUUUUAAAAAGAUGUUUGCCAAGUAUGUACCUAUGUGAAUGCACACCUGCUUUCUCUCUGCAUAAAACUAUGAUUGAGGUAGAUCUGAUUUUGUGCGUGUACACUGUAUUCUGUAAAUUUGUGUACACGU
Messenger RNA from Pomacea canaliculata, 2705 nucleotides. Its product is annotated as beta-1,3-galactosyl-O-glycosyl-glycoprotein beta-1,6-N-acetylglucosaminyltransferase-like. Gene Ontology annotation, cellular component: membrane. The record is from RefSeq and is a predicted model, not a curated record. Gene Ontology annotation, molecular function: acetylglucosaminyltransferase activity. NCBI's taxonomy places the organism in Eukaryota, Metazoa, Mollusca, Gastropoda, Architaenioglossa, Ampullariidae. The transcript has 7 exons. Bases 579 to 2060 code for a protein of 493 amino acids.